Messenger RNA from Enterobius vermicularis (human pinworm), 288 nucleotides. NCBI's taxonomy places the organism in Eukaryota, Metazoa, Nematoda, Chromadorea, Rhabditida, Oxyuridae. The record is from the annotation of a GenBank genome assembly.
AUGUCCGGCAGGUUACUAAGUAUCAACGAAUUGUCUCAAAUACUUUUCGUUUCCUUCUUGUGGGGUACUACAAAUCCACUGAUACGUAUCGGUGCUAGAUCCUCAGACAUCGAUGAAAAAAGUAAAUUUUUGAUGUUGUGUUUUUUAGUGUUUGCAAAUAGUCGUAUUUAUCUCUAUUUUGCUUUUGAUUUUGUUUCUUCUUCCGGGCAGUCAUAUGUAAAUUUUUGUCGUGUUGCUUCAAAACCUCAGGUAGGUUGGACUGCCGUACGUAUUAUUCUUUUUUGUUAA